CUUGACGAGUUUCUGAAGAAGAAGAAAGUCAACGGCAAAGUGCCUAAGAACAAACACAUAGACGAAAACAUCAAACUGUUCAACCGCAUCUCCACCAUUGUGGCUGCAAGCAUCCUGAGUUGGCCUCUGGCGUCGCAGAGAGCAAAGGUCUUCAAUCGGUUCGUUAAGGUGGCAGACGAACAGUACAAACUCAACAAUCACAACGGCACAAUGGCGGUGGUGUCUGCCCUCAACCACUCGGCGGUGCAGCGGAUGAAGAAAACCAUCGAACUGGUCGAGGGUAAGAGGAAAAAG
Messenger RNA from Sphaeroforma arctica JP610, 294 nucleotides. RefSeq lists its product as hypothetical. The record is from RefSeq and is a predicted model, not a curated record. The annotation marks the transcript as partial. Gene Ontology annotation, cellular component: plasma membrane. The transcript has 2 exons. Gene Ontology annotation, molecular function: guanyl-nucleotide exchange factor activity. Gene Ontology annotation, biological process: Ras protein signal transduction; positive regulation of GTPase activity. NCBI's taxonomy places the organism in Eukaryota, Ichthyosporea, Ichthyophonida.